Vitis vinifera (wine grape) is the source of this 3171-nucleotide messenger RNA. RefSeq lists its product as uncharacterized. The transcript has 6 exons. Gene Ontology annotation, molecular function: aspartic-type endopeptidase activity; nucleic acid binding. NCBI's taxonomy places the organism in Eukaryota, Viridiplantae, Streptophyta, Magnoliopsida, Vitales, Vitaceae. Gene Ontology annotation, biological process: proteolysis; DNA integration. The coding region runs from base 1 to 3171 and encodes 1056 amino acids. The record is from RefSeq and is a predicted model, not a curated record.
AUGGAAGGUCCGGCAGCAGGUUGGUAUCAAUGGAUGAAGGCCAAUAAUCUGUUGUCUUCGUGGAAGGCAUUUUUACUCAGUCUGAAGCACCGUUUCAGAGCUUCCCUCUAUGAAGACCAUCAAGGUAAUCUCUCUAAGCUCACUCAGACUUCGACUGUGGCGGAAUUUCAGUCGGCCUUCGAGGACCUGAUGAAUAAAGUCACGGGAAUUUCUGGGCCGUUGUUGAUUAGUUUUUUCAUUACCGGCUUGAAAUCGGAUAUUCGUCGUGAGCUACUUUUCUCACGGCCGUCCACGUUGAUGGAGGCUUUUGCCUUAGCUCGAGCCUAUGAAACUCGUUGUGAGGAGAUCAAGCAGGGCGCUCGCCCUUGGCAUAAGUGGUCCUCUUCCAAUGCUGCCAACACGUCCACGGUGAGUUCCAUUAGACAACAUGCUGUAACGGCCUUUCCGACGAGCCUGUUUCAAACAACCACCCCCGCUUUGGCCUCACCACCGACAACGGUCGGGCAUAAGCAAACACCACCCAUAGCUCCGACCCCUGCUUUACCUAUUCGUCGCCUCACCCCUACUGAGUUACGAGAAAAGCGCGAAAAGGGAUUAUGCUAUAAUUGUGACAAAAAAUAUUCUGCUAAUCAUCGUUGUCGCAGCAAAUUUUUGCUUCUUUUGGGAACGGAUGAUAUUGAUGAGGAUACAGAUGAUGAUGGCGUGGCGACCGAACCGGCCGAGGACUUGGUCACGGGUGACAUUUCCAGCCUCAAUGCCUUGGCAGGCCAAAGUAAUCCUCGCUCCCUGCGUGUAGUUGGUGAGUUUGGGUCUCAUCGCUUCCAUGUGCUCAUCGACAGUGGUAGUACUCACAAUUUUAUUAAACCGGCUCUGGUGGAGCAUUUGGGCCUCCCUAUUCAGCCAACUCCUAAAUUUCGAGUUUACAUUGGCAAUGGAGAUUAUUUAAUUUGCCAGCACACUUGCCCCCAAGUUGCUUUGACGUUGCAAGGGAAUGUGUUUCCCUUAGAUCUUUUUAUCCUACCAAUUGAAGGACCUAACGUCGUUCUUGGUAUUCAAUGGCUGCAACAAUUGGGUCGUGUUGCCCAUGAUUAUGCAGCUCUGUCAAUGGAGUUUUGUUGGGAAGGGCGUCCGAUCAUUCUCCAUGGGGAUUUGCACCAGUCCUCUAGCUUGAUUACUUUUAAUCAAUUUCAGGCACUGAUCCACAGUUCAAAUGUCCACAGCAUGUUUGCCUUGCAGCCACUAGCGACAGAAGAGUUGGAAACUAAAUUUCGUGACCUGUUCCUUCCGCUAACAGGCCUUCCCCCGUACCGCACCAUUGACCACAAGAUCCAUCUCAUUCCUAAUUCAAAGCCAGUGAAUGUUCGUCCUUAUCGAUAUCCACACUUCCAAAAAAAUGAGAUGGAAAAAUUAAUUCGAGAGAUGCUUGAUCAAGUAACGAUCAAAGAUAAAUUCCCGAUUCCAACCAUUGACGAGCUUCUAGACGAACUAGGAGGCGCUACUAUUUUUAGCAAACUGGACCUCCGGGCUGGUUACCACCAAAUCAGGGUACAUAAUAGGAACGUCUAUAAAACAGCGUUUCGGACUCAUGAGGGCCACUACGAAUUUCUUGUCAUGCCUUUUGGGCUGUCGAAUGCCCCAUUCACUUUUCAAGCCACAAUGAACCAGUUGUUUGCUACAUUCUUGCGCAAGUUUGUUUUGACUUGCCUUCACAAGGGUAGUUUUUACGUCAAGCUCUCCAAAUGCCACUUUUGCUAUGAGACAAUUGAGUAUCUGGGACACAUAGUUUCUGCUGGCGGGGUACGUGCCGAUCCGCAAAAACUCGAUGCCAUGAUGAAGUGGCCCAUACCCCGCACCUUGAAGCACCUUCGAGGUUUCCUCGGCCUUACGGGCUAUUAUCGGCAGUUCAUUCACGGUUAUGCUUCAAUCGCGGCUUCGCUCACGGAUUUGUUACGCAAAGACGCUUUUAAUUGGACUCCAGAGGUUACCGUGGCUUUUGAUGCCCUGAAAAGUGCAAUGGUUGCAGCGCCAGUUUUACGGUUGCCAGAUUUCAAUGAGACCUUCGUGAUCGAAACUGACGCGUCUAAUGUGGGAAUAGGCGCCGUUCUCAUGCAAGCAGGUAACCCAAUCUCUUAUUUCACCAAGAAAUUAGGUCCGCGCCUACAAGCUUCAUCAACAUACCUCAAGGAACUUCACGCCAUUGCUGAGGCAGUACACAAAUGGCACCAAUACCUAUUGGGCAGGUUUUUCAUUAUCCUAACGGAUCACAAAAGCAUCAAAGAAUUAUUGCAGCAGCAUAGAUACUACAUCAGCCCCAACUCUUCCUUAAAGGCCCUACUGUUGCAUGAGUUUCAUGCUACCCCAUUCGCGGGUCAUGGUGGAGUAAAACGUACCUUGGUUCGCUUGGCUACUCUUUUUUAUUGGCCAUGCAUGUGGGCAGAUGUGGAGCAAUAUGUUUCAGCAUGCUUAGUUUGUCAACAGACAAAGUAUUCAACCCAAGCCCCAACUGGACUCCUCCAGCCACUCCCAGUUCCUUCGUUGGUAUGGGACGAAGUCACCAUGGACUUCAUUACCAACCUGCCCCCUUCCCGCAAUUUUAUAGUUAUCAUGGUAGUGGUUGACCGUCUCACCAAGUCAGCGCACUUCGGGGCUUUGCCAACUCAGUUCAUAGCCGCCAAAUCAGCGGAAGUUUUUGUGGCAAUUGUGGUCAAGAUUCAUGGGUUUCCGAGUUCAAUCAUAUCCGAUCGUGACCCCGUCUUCAUGAGUAAAUUUUGGCAGACACUCUUUCAGCUUAGCGGUACAUCCUUGCGCCAUAGUACGACUUACAACCCACAAACGGACGGGCAGUCCGAAGUCGUCAAUCGGGGACUAGAUUAUCAUAGUGGACUCAAAAUGACUCCUUUUCAGGCCUUAUUUGGACGUCCCCCUCCGAUCAUUCCGGCUUAUACCCAGGGCUCUACUUCAAUCCAAGCCCUCGAUGAGGCACUUGUGGAGCGCGAUGCCUUGCUCCGUACUUUGAAGGAGAAUCUAUGUCAAGCUCAACACCGGAUGACGCAAAAGGCCAAUGCACAUCGGCACGACCUGCAGCUUGAAGUAAGAGAUAUGGUUCUUGUUCGCUUACAACCGUAUCGGCAAACUACCGCAGCUCAUCGUCCCUACCAAAAAUUGGCCUAA